CUCCUGCCGUUAAAUAAUCACAUGAUCAUAGUCAUUAUGAGUUAUCCACAGCAGCCUCUUCACCACCCAAUGCACAUAACGUUUUUUAUUUUUCAUUUUAGGACACAAUCACCUCACCAUCUAUAUAAAAACCUUCAUUCGUAUCAAUCUCUUACUCAUCCACAAUAAUCAAAAUCAAAAUGGCAGCUUACACAACUUUCAAGCUCUUUCUUCUCACAGCUCUUCUAACCUUGACUAUGCCAUUCUUAGCCACAAGUGCUCGACCUUUGAAUCCUAACCUAAUUCGGUCGAACCCGAACCUCGCAGCCAGGUUGAAUUUGGGUGAAGAAUCGUCUAACUGUUGGGACUCUUUGUUUCAACUCCAGGCAUGUUCUGGUGAGGUUGUUAUGUUUUUUCUGAAUGGUGAGACUUACUUGGGUCACAGCUGCUGUGAAGCCAUUCAGACCAUUGAGCAUCAGUGUUGGCCUGCCUUACUUGGCACGCUAGGGUUUACCGCGGAAGAGACUGAUGUACUCAAGGGUUACUGCGAUGAAGCCGAUCAUGUCAAAUCCCCGCCGACAAAUCCACCACCACCACCUUCAAUUCAUGAUCCUAUAAAUGUAAAAUUUGUUCCUAAUUUGGAGAAGUUGGUCCCUUGAAGAAUUUGAGAUCUUCAAUCAAUAAGAAUAACGCAUGGGGUCUCUAGCCAUGCUAGUUACUUAAUUAGUGGGGUCUAUUUUGUUCAUCUUAAUUAUGUUAAUGGCUUAAUUGGUCUUAUACCUUUAUGAGUGUAUUAAGACUAAAUGAUUAGAAUAAUCAGUUUCUAUCGAAUUCUAUAUGGCCUAUCAUGAAUGCAUAGUUUUUGUUUUU
Messenger RNA from Prunus dulcis (almond), 849 nucleotides. RefSeq names its product egg cell-secreted protein 1.4-like. NCBI's taxonomy places the organism in Eukaryota, Viridiplantae, Streptophyta, Magnoliopsida, Rosales, Rosaceae. The coding region runs from base 180 to 638 and encodes 152 amino acids. The transcript has a single exon. The record is from RefSeq and is a predicted model, not a curated record. Gene Ontology annotation, biological process: double fertilization forming a zygote and endosperm.